This is a messenger RNA of Chilo suppressalis (striped riceborer), 2726 nucleotides long. Lineage: Eukaryota; Metazoa; Arthropoda; Insecta; Lepidoptera; Crambidae. The record is from the annotation of a GenBank genome assembly.
AGUAAACCUGCGCGAGAUUCGAACGCGCUCGCCGUAGGUAGCUUACAUUCGAAUUACCGCGCAAAAGUUUUCGAUUUUCGUAAACGCGACAACCAAUUCGAUUCCUCUAUCAACGCGCAUUUUUAGUGUUGUGCAGAAAAGUGCUUUACUUUUGGAUGGAUGUUCACAAACCGUGCUAUUUUGUGUUAGUGCAGCGUUACAUCGGGCUGUUUCUACUGUGAUUUCGGAAUCAUUUUCGAUAACUCUGGGCAGAGUAUUCGAAAAUGAUCUCGUGACAAUGGCUACGUGACUUCCUGAUCAAUGAUAAAGCAAAUAAAUCCCGAAUGAGUGAGCAUGGAGGCGUCAUCGUCGGACUACAGCGACGAGGAGGUAGGCGUGCUGGCUCGCGGGCAGAGGCUGUGGGUGCGCGGCGUGCGAGCUCAUACUACCUGCGCGGACAUCGUGCGCGCUUUGCAGAACGCACCUGAAGGGGGCAGUGGGCUAUGCGAGCACGGUGAAUGGGUGUUGGCGGAGCGGUGGCGAGGAGUAGAACGGCCUCUCCCGCCUGAUGCGCCUGUACUGCACGUGUUGGCAGCUUGGGGAGACGCCAGGCACGAGGUCCGACUAUCACUCCGUAGAGUGUCCAGCGGUGGGGAGGACGACUCGGGUCGUGACAGCGACGGAGGCAGCCGAAGCGGCGCGAGACGACGACGGAGGCGGGGCCUUAGAACAAGCACCCCGCCCCCUAGAGCUAAGAGCGAAGAUCCUGCCACCAGACUAGUGUCUGUCAUACAACAUCAGAGCAGAACUAUACACCAGCAGCUGGAUAAGUUAAGGGAACAAGAGAAACUGAUAGACCACCUCGAAGACCAGACCCACAAGAGUCGAAUGGAGAAACAUGGCACCAACUACCUAUUGGAGUCAUAUCUUCGCGACCUUGGCAGGUGCAACGAAGUCAAUGACAGCCAAGCAGGAAACAGCGAUAGUGGAGUCGGAGUAGGCAGCGGCACUCCACCCAGAAGACACACGAAACACAAGAGCAGAAGGGAAAGACAUCUCAUGAGAGAACACUAUUUCACGAAAGAACUGACAGACAUCUGCCAAGUAAACUCCGACAGACUGAUGCAAACCCAAAACGACACAGACUCCGAAGCGUCCGCAGACGAACUCUCCAAGAUACGAGACGAAAUCGAACUCCUAGAAAAACUUGCAAUCAUAAACAAGAGAUUGCACCGCGAAGAGGAAUUGGUUGUCCGACUCACGGCGAAAGUAAAAAGGUAUAUGGAUGAAAACAAAGCGAACAGUUGCGAAAACGUCACGCAAGUCACGAUGCUUAUAGACAAGAUAGAAGAAGAGUUGGGAAUGACUGCAAAAGAGAUGCACGAUAACGCUAUAGAGCUAGCGAAGGCUGACAAAGAACUGAAAGUAAGAAUGAAGCUGUUGGACGAAUUAACUUUAGAAUUGGAAGAGGAGGAAUUGCAGAACGCCGUGCUAGAGAGACAAUUGAAUGAGGCUUCGAGUCGGCAGCCGAUUAUACUCCAAGAUAACUAUGUACCUGUUUUAGACCAAGCCAGUGUCUGCCAGUUCGGCCAAGGCCCUGCCUACGUUUUAGACACCCUCGUAUAAUUAACUUUUAUUAAAUAUAUUAUCAUCCCAAAGAUGUGCUUUCAAAUUACCAAUUGUUUUUAAUAAGAUGAGAUGUGCUUGGAACUAUUGUAUUUCCUAUAAAAAGAAUUUGAGUACUAUAUCUCUUUUCCUUUUUCCUCGGCGUAUGGACAGAACAAGAUUCGAGAUUCAAUCAGCUCAGAGCAUGCUUUUUAAAGUAGGUAUACAAUGGAGUCGAUUCUGGCACGAUGCUCUAAACCUAAAACAACAGUGUUUCCUUGUCAUUCUUUAUUCAGACUAAAAAGGCGAGCCUGAUGUUACCAGAAUCGACACCAACAGGGACUUCAAUUGAUUGUAUAAUCUUAUUUACCUACAUGGAGGAGUGAAAGAGAUAGCUAGUACUUACACUUUUGUUUAGAGUAAAUGAUCCUUCUAAAGUCAAAUUAAUUAAAAUUUCAAAAUACUCAAGUUAUUUAUAUCUACCAUGACAAUUUCUACUCAAAAUAAAUAAUACAAAAAGCACACUCAUAGCUGCCUUAACAUUAUGUAGGUACCAAAUUACGGGACAGGUGAUUUUACUCCAAAAUAUGAAUUAUAUUAGAUAUUAUACACAUAAUUAUCCUGUAUUUUAUUUGUAAAUAAAUGUUAUCGAUAUUUAGACAAUAACAUUGGUGCUAAGCGAACGAUGGCGAAAACUUCGUUUAUCGUUAUUCUGUUAGUUAUCACAAAGACUUGGAUUUUUUCUGGCUGAGUUGGAUUAAAAAUUCAAAAUUCUGUAAAAUAAAACAUGUGCAAAAUGUUCCAUGUUUCCAUAAAAACUAUAACUUUAACGUAAUUUUAAUAGAAAUACGUUAUUUAAAAAAAACUGAACUAAAAUUUAGGAUUCUGAUCGUCUAUUUGAAGAUUAAAAAGAAAUAUUUUUAAACCAAUUCUAAUAAGUUGGUAUAAGUCGCGGCAUGAAACUCUAGCGCUGACCGUUAUUGCGCAGAAGUAAAAAUUAAGAUGUCCUGGGGGGAAACGAGGCGCGCGGGUGGGCGUGCGUUGCGCCGAUUAGCUCUCCAGUCGUACCCAUGCGCAGCUAUCCCCUCCGCGUUUUGUUCAGCGCUAGAGUUACGUGCCGCGACUUGUAUAUAAAAUAUGUU